AUGGAGAACACAGCCCCACAGCCAACUAAGACUGGUCUUAAAGAUUUCAACGUCGCUUCGCCUAUCGAAUCCGCAUCCUCACCUUACCAACUCUAUUACAUUCGUUUUUAUUCUCCAAGUAGAAUUUCUCGUACCCCAUCAUCCUACGCUCUCGGUUACCGUCCAAGAUGGGGCAGUGGUCUCGUCGACGCAUCUACCACAAUCUACAUCGGAUGUGCACCUGGUACUGCCGGUAGAAUUGAGGGAAAACCAUACAGAAAAACAAACAUCGCGGCGGAGAAAAGAGCAAGACAGGUAGAAAGAGCAGAUGUACAUUGGCUGGGAAAAAUCAAUGAUGUAGAUAGGGUGGUGGCAAUUAUGGGGAGGGUGAGCUGGAAUAAUGGCACGGAUAUUGGUAAGGCACAAAAGCUAUGGUGUCAGAGAGUUGCUUUAUGGAUCAAUUGGGAUUGGACAUGGAUUGUUGCUGGAUGGGUUACGUUGCCAAAAGAUGAGGAGAUGGCUAGGAGGGUUUGGACUUUGGGAAGUUGA
Molecule: messenger RNA, 528 nt
Organism: Botrytis fragariae
Lineage: Eukaryota; Fungi; Ascomycota; Leotiomycetes; Helotiales; Sclerotiniaceae
Exons: 2
Coding region: 1-528 (175 amino acids)
Source: RefSeq, a predicted model, not a curated record